AGAGAAUACUUGCAGAAAGUCCCCGAAUUCGCAGACCAGGCAGAGAUUUUAUGUUUCGAAGGUGGACGAAGGAGUGUGACUGACACUGAACCCUGUAUUUGGGGUUAUCGCCCAACCAAUGUUUUUAUUGGGCGCUCAGGAAAUGAAGAGGAAACUGAAAGAUUUAUAUCUGCAUUGUUGGAUACUCAAACCCGCUAUGCAGUUCCUCAAGUUCCAACUCCAGAGUGGUACCAUAAGACUUUCCUCUCUCAUCCUAAAGUGAGUGGGCUAAAACGAACUGAUGAAAAGAAGAACACAUAUAUAAGUUAUUUAGGUGAAUUCAUUCAUACUAUUCGGAAACCCCGUCCAGGAUGUGAAGGUGAAACUGAAAAUCAAGCUUCAUUUUGUUUGACAUCGGACGAAGAGGUUGCUAAAUGUGAAGAUUACGCCAAAGCAGUGAAAGCCAGAGGCUUAUGGCCAGAUGUCCAGUGUUUGAAAGCUGCUUCUAAAGUGGCAUGCAUGGAAAAUUUGAAAGAAGGCCAUUGCGAUUUGCUGGUUCUAGAUGGGGGUGAUGUUUACAAAGGAGGACGGUACUACGGACUCCAGCCUAUAGCUGCUGAGUUAUAUAACGGAUCAGAUGCUACUUACUAUGCAGUUGCUGUUCUGAGAUCGGAGUCUGAUGUCACGAAAUUGUCACAACUGAAAGAUCUUCGCUCUUGCCACACCGGUAUGGGCCGUACGGCAGGUUGGGUAAUGCCAGUGGGAUCUUUGAUUUCCAAGGGACUUUUGCCAUCGGAGGGUGGCUGCAAUCGUGCUGCAGCGGUAGCUGAUUUCUUUUCUGCUGGAAGUUGCGUACCUGGAGCUAACGACACAAAAUACAACCCUGGAAGAGUUCGAAGUGAAGAUCUUUGCCGACACUGUGUUGGUGAUGAAGAAGGACUUCACAAAUGUGCACGUGAUUCUCGAGAGCGUUACAGCGGCUAUGCUGGUGCCCUGAGAUGUCUUGCUGAAGGUCGAGGUGACGUGUCAUUUAUUAAACAUACAACAGUAUUGGACUAUACAGAUGGACACAGCGAUGCCCAAUGGACUCGUGAUCUGCUAUCCUCUGAUUUCAUGUUGCUUUGUGACCAUGGUGGUACUGCCCCCGUGCAGAACUAUUUGCAGUGCAAUUUGGGAAAAGUUCCAUCUCACCAUGUAGUGACUCAAGGCGGACUUUCGGAAACACGCCGUCUACAUCUAGCUCGUUUGCUUGCAGAUUCCUCUCGAUACUUUACAGAGGAUUCUACUUUGUAUAGACUUUUUAACCGAGGCCAGCUACCAGAUCUUCUUUUCAAAGACUCGGCAACCGGUCUGAAAAUCACGCCCUUGAGCGAUUCGUAUGAACAAGUACUAGGGCGUCAAUUCUUGGAAGCUUCUAGAGCUGCUGAUCCCAAAGAAUGUGCAUAAUUAAAAAAGUUCAUUAAAAAAGUACAUUGUAAUUUUAUACUUUUUACUAGACUUGUUAUAAAAAUGUUUUUACAUAUUUUUA
This is a messenger RNA of Stegodyphus dumicola, 1507 nucleotides long. RefSeq names its product transferrin-like. The record is from RefSeq and is a predicted model, not a curated record. Gene Ontology annotation, biological process: iron ion transport. Gene Ontology annotation, cellular component: plasma membrane; recycling endosome; early endosome. NCBI's taxonomy places the organism in Eukaryota, Metazoa, Arthropoda, Arachnida, Araneae, Eresidae.